Xenopus tropicalis (tropical clawed frog) is the source of this 905-nucleotide messenger RNA. RefSeq lists its product as uncharacterized. NCBI's taxonomy places the organism in Eukaryota, Metazoa, Chordata, Amphibia, Anura, Pipidae. The transcript is spliced from 3 exons. The coding region runs from base 1 to 885 and encodes 294 amino acids. The record is from RefSeq and is a predicted model, not a curated record.
AUGGUGGUGGAAAACCAAGCCCCUGUGUGCCCUCCUUCAUUCAUCCUCUGCUGGGGGAAACCACUUCCGUGUGGCUGUAGGGGGGGCCCUUCCCUGCCCCUCACACUUCUAUUGUGUGCAACUGUGCCCUCCCCCAAGGGAAUUGCCUUUGUGUGGCCCCUCAGUAUCCAGCUCCAUUCACAAGCCUUUGUGUGGCCCCUCAGUAUCCAGCUCCAUUCACACCCCCCCAAGGGAAUUGCCUUUGUGUGGCCCCUCAGUAUCCAGCUCCAUUCACACCCCCCCAAGGGAAUUGCCUUUGUGUGGCCCCUCAGUAUCCAGCUCCAUUCACAAGCCUUUGUGUGGCCCCUCAGUAUCCAGCUCCAUUCACAAGCCUUUGUGUGGCCCCUGAAUCCAGCUCCAUUCGCAGCCCCCCAAGGGAAGCCUUUGUGUGGCCCCUCAGUAUCCAGCUCCAUUCGCAGCCCCCCAAGGGAAGCCUUUGUGUGGCCCCUCAGUAUCCAGCUCCAUUCGCAGCCCCCCAAGAGAAGCCUUGGUGUGGCCCCUCAGUAUCCAGCUCCAUUCGCAGCCCCCCAAGAGAAGCCUUGGUGUGGCCCCUCAGUAUCCAGCUCCAUUCGCAGCCCCCCAAGAGAAGCCUUGGUGUGGCCCCUCAGUAUCCAGCUCCAUUCGCAGCCCCCAAGGGAAGCCUUUGUGUGGCCUCUCAGUAUCCAGCUCCAUUCGCAGCCCCCCAAGGGAAGCCUUUGUGUGGCCCCUCAGUAUCCAGCUCCAUUCACUGCCCCCAAGGGAAGCCUUUGUGUGGCCCUGGGAGAGACUUUAGUAGACCAUUCCCCUUACAGGUGGAGGCCCCCAACCCCAUUCCUGAGAGGGAGCCUGACUACCACAUUGAGCUAAAGAAAGCCCCCCUAAGAGAA